AACGGCGACGAGUGCGAAGUUCGGCUCCAACUGUCAAAAGUGAAAAAUGCCACUGUGUUGUUUUCGCUUUCUCGUUAAAAUGUUGCUCUGAUUUUUCGUCGAUUUUCCUGUUAAAUUCCGCGCAAAACUAGAUUAUUUCGUUCGGAAAGUGUGCAGCAAUGUGCGUUUGAGUAGUUGCCGGUGGAAUUUCCUUCGCGGAUCUGUUUUCCUGCCGGAAAUACGGAUAAUUUCGUCGCGAGUGUUCCGCUUACCCCCCGCCGUACUACCCGCGUUCAGCUUCCAGUUGAGAGUAGGUGGCCCGCAGAGCGAAUUUCGAUUUUAGUGUGACGGACGGUGAAGUAGAAAUUUGAGUUUCGGACUAUUUCUGUUUGUUACUGUUUGGAGGCAAGACCUCCGUUAGUUUAAUAAUGACACCACAGCCACUGGAGCAGGGAGGAGCGGCCGUCGCCGGCUUCAUCCCAACAGGACAGGAAAUGGCGCAGCGACAAAAUUUGAUUCCGCUUGGUAGGCUGAUCGAUUUUAUCAUCCAGAGGACGUACCAUGAGCUAACGGUGUUGGCAGAAUUAUUGCCGCGCAAGACGGAUAUGGAGCGCAAAAUCGAGAUCUACAACUUUUCGGCUAGCACCCGGCAGCUGUUCAUCAGGCUCUUAGCCCUGGUAAAAUGGGCCAAUUCCGCAUCCAAGGUAGACAAAUCGGCCAAAAUUAUGGCCUUUCUGGACAAACAGUCCCUUCUGUUCAUGGACACGGCCGACAUGCUGUCGCGGAUGGCACGUGAAACAUUGGUCAAUGCACGGCUACCGAACUUCCACAUCCCGGCGGCAGUGGAAAUCCUGACCACUGGAACUUAUUCACGUUUACCGUCAAUCAUCCGAGAACGGAUCGUGCCACCGGAUCCGAUCACUACCUUGGAGAAGCGUCAGACCUUGCAGCGGUUGAAUCAGGUCAUUCAGCACCGGCUGGUGACUGGAAAUUUGCUGCCUCAGUUGAGAAAGUUCAAGAUCGAAAAUGGUCGAGUUACCUUCAAGGUAGAUCACGAAUUCGAAGUGUCGCUAACGGUGAUGGGCGAUGGUCCGAACAUCCCGUGGCGUCUUCUUGAUAUUGAUAUUUUGGUGGAGGACAAAGAGACCGGCGAUGGCAAGGCCCUGGUUCACACAUUGCAGAUUAACUACAUUCAUCAGUUGAUUCAGGGUCGGAUCGUCGACAGUCCGGACGCCUUGGCAGAAGUCUACAACUGUCUCCACUACUUCUGUCAAUCGCUACAACUCGAAGUUCUGUACACGCAGACGCUGCGUUUGAUGCGUGACCGUUUGGACGAUCACAUCCACGUCGACGAGUACAUUCCGGGCACCAAACUAACGGUUUCCUACUGGCGCGAGCUGACCAACAAAGAUCCUAAAUCGGAACUGGGGUACCGUCUAAUGAUUCAAACGGAUCAGAAUGAUACGACCAAGCAAUUGGCAAUUUUGCAUAUUCCCUCGAUUGGCACCAAAGAAGUAGACAUUGCGGACCGUGCCGUUCGAUCCGAACUAUUGUCAAUGGAGCGGCUUCUGGUGCACACGGUUUACGUUCGUUCGUUGGCCCGCUUGGGUGAUCUCAAAACAGAACUGCAGCUCUUCCUCAAGGACGACGACUACAACAUCCAAGGAACUCCGGCCAUGCUGAUGGUUCCCGUUCUGAAUCCGUGCUUACGCGCAGAACAAAUCCACAUUACCGUUGACACGCAUACGGGCAUGCUCCGGUGUCACGUCCCGAAGCAUUUAGAUUGCCCGAUCAUGCCUGAGAUGCAGCAGGCACUGAACAACGACCGCAGCAAGUUGCAACACCUGAUCUCAGAACUGCGCUACUGGAUCACACAGCGUCGGUGCGAGAAGACGCUCCAGCACCUGCCCGCUACGACGCAGGAACGGUUACCUCUGGUGUUUCCUGUGGAUCAUCCGAUCGAAAAAAUCGGACCCCAUCGGGUUUACAUCCAGCUGUGUCGGCAUGCGAAUGUCAUUUUGGUCGUCGAACUCAAAGCUAAAGAGUCAAGUCCCAAUGAAAUGACUUACACCUUCUAUCUUGUGCUGGUAAAACCAUCUUCGAUGGAAGACAGCCAAGCGUCGGAUCAAGACCAUCCGCACGCAUCCACAUCCAGCUCAGCGAGUCAAUCAGGGCCAGGCUCCGUCCCUCCAGGAGGACCUCCCAGCGUAUCCAGUGUUACAGCUGGCGGAACAUCGCAAACAUCAACCACCGCCAACGCCCCGGAAAACGACGAAAUGCCGAAAAUGUACCUCAAGGUUCAGGCCCUGGUCGAGUUUGACACUUUCGUUGCGACUCAUGGUCCAGGAACGUACGUCGACGAGGAAUCGGCUGGAUCGAAACGCAAAUUAUCCUCCGGUGAUGGACCCUCCGCCAAGCAAGCGAAAACCCUCUAUCCAGCGUAUUUCAUACCGGAACUGGCACACGUGGUGGCCAUGUGCGACGAAAAGCUACCAUUUGUUGAAUUGGCCAAGGAGCUCACGCGUCGCAAGAUUCCACAUGGCGGCGUUCAGGUUGAAGCAAAUGCGACCUCCUUGGUCCUCAAGCUGCUGACGCUGCCUCAGCCGAAGCCACCGGUAAUUCCUGUAUCCAGCAGUGCAGCAGCUGCCGCGGCAUCGCAAUCCGGACCGGACCAGAAACCACCAGAACCGAAGGUCGUCAGCGUUCCGAAAAUCGAGAAGGAUGUCUGGAAUGCACUGUUGAAGCGAUUACUUUCGGUAUCGGUGCGUGCUCAAAUGAACAAAACCAUUCAAACUCGGAACUGGACGACCGAGUUGGUGUUCUAUGGAUCACCGUUGACCAGCACACAUCACAAGGAGCAGUGCAAGAGACGUGCGGUUUACCUGACCUACGAUAUGCUGUCGGUUGAUUCGAUAGACAAAAUCGUUGAUUUGAUUCUGAACGACUGGUCUAAGAUCGUCUAUCUUUACACGCUGGUCCACGACUUCCGCGAGCAAAUCAAAAACGACAAAUACAACCUGCAGAACAUCGUCACCAUCAAGUCGUACAGUUACACAAGUCUUCUUCUGGGCUACGGGCCGAACAAGGAGGUGAAUGUGAACAUCUAUUGGGACAUCGAAGCCAAGGAGUUCAAAAUGGUGUUCACCGGAGGCAACAGCGCCAUCAACGCGCACUCUAUGAUGCGCGAUCAGUUGCAAGCCCACCUUAAUCACAACUACGACCUGGCGCAGAUCGUCCAUCUUCUUCAUGAAACAUACCAACCCCUUUCCUCCAUCGCCAAACUGCCAAUCAUACCACAUCUGGCCAUCUUACAAUCUCCCAAGAUUCCCGUCCUAUCGUUCUGCAUUAUUCCGCAAUCCCCAACUCUGUUGAGAAUUUCCUUCCAAGGAGUCUACUGUCUGGAGGUACGUCUCCGAGGAUCCGGACUCUGCUCCAUUCGAGAUGGUGCCUACAGUCGGUUCGAUCGAAGUCACGUCGUUGAAGAAUUCACGCCCACUCAAGGCCUGAAAGGAUUCCUAUCCAAGUACGUAGACGAAUCGGCCGUUUAUCGGCGCCGAUCGCAAUCCGAAGAUGACAACCCACCGUCUCCCAUCACCAUGGAAGAUCCCCACGGUGGGCCAGCCUCCGUUGGAUCCGCUUUUCUCAGCGGCGGCGGCAUGCGAGGUCCCCAAAGCCCUCGCGAUCCGGGGCUUCGUUUUGCCGCACCACUCACACCCCCUUCGGGAUCUAAUCCGCACACACCGGCCUCGCCGCAUCCACAGGGUAUGGGUGGAAGCCAAAAUCAUCCCAACUUCAACAUGACCUCACCGCCGGCUCCACAUAUGCCGCAUCCUUCGCCGAGCGGAGGUCUGAUGCCGUCUUCCCCGUUAAAUCCGCAACCCAGUCCGAUGGCGUCGCAUUCUCCGGGACCGACCAACCUGCCGUACAUGUCCGGCCACACCGACAGCCCAUUCAGCGCACAUUCACCGGCAGCUUCCAACUGGCCGGGUUCGCCGGGCAUGCCGAGACCGUCUCCCCGACCGGGUCAAAGCCCUGACCAUAAAGCGCAGACACCCCAUCACAACACCUCACGAGUGCUCCCGGCUCGAUCUUGGGCUGGUGCUAUACCGACUCUUCUAACGCACGAGGCUCUAGAUACGCUUUGUCGCGCCACAGUGCACCCCCAGAAGGAAAUACCCGGUCCGGAACUCAGCCCGCUGGAACGGUUCCUUGGAUCGGUAUUCAUGCGUAGGCAGCUCCAGCGAAUCAUUCAUCAGGAAGACAACUUAACGGCCAUCACAUCCAACGAGCCGGGUGUUGUCCUCUUCAAGGCGGACAAUCUGCAGUACCAGGUGUUCCUGAACCCCAACCACAUGCAGUCGCUUCACAUGAAGGUCAGCCAGGCCCCGAUGGCCCCGACUAUGGAUGGCAAACCGCCCUAUCAGUGGGCUCCGGAAGAUCUCCAAAUACUGGAGCAAUUCUUCGACCAACGUGUCGCCGCUCCGCCGUACCGACCGGCCGUCGUGACCAGCUUCACCCGCAUGCUGAACCUGCCGUCCCAGGUGAUGAAAGACUUCAUCCAGAUCAUGCGCCUCGACCUGAUCCCCGAACUGGGCCAGGGCAACAAAUGGAAUGUGCAAUUCAUUCUCCGUAUGCCACCGUCGGCAACGCCGAUCGUUCCCGUUGGAACCACCACUAUUCUGUCCCAUCGUCAGAAAAUUCUGUUCUUCAUCCAAAUCACCCGGAUUCCGUACCUUCCAAACAUGGAGUGGAAGGACUCGGUCACCAUGCUGCUCCCGAUGGUUUACGAUAUGACCGUGAACCAUACCCAGCUGGCGGAGCGGCGCGAACAGGUCGUUCCGCAGCUGACCAGCGCCGUUAGCGCCCAUCUCAGAAGGUUCGUCGAAUGCACCGUGCUCCAGCCGGGAGAAUGCUCUCUGUUCCCGGCCGUGCGCGAUCUGCUGAUGAACCUAACACUACCGAACGAGCAACCACCGCCAGGACAGAUGGGAAAUCAGACCGUGGCGAUAAGCGUCAUAACGCCCAUGGGAGGUCAAAUUGCUCCGUCGCCAGUAGGCGGGCAGGUUGGAUCGAGUCCGAACCCGAUGAUGCACUCCCCGAUGCAGAUGGGAGCCGGAGGGCAACAAGCCAACUACCCCGGAAUGGUGGGAGGUGGGGGCCCACCUGGCGGCCCGAUAGGUCCCGGCGCCGGCGGACCGAAUUAAAGUGUCUCAGAAAAUGGUGUUAAAGUAGUUUGGAAUAAGUUUCAAUCAAUAUAAUGUGACUUCAGCGCAUCGUAAGUUUUUCUAACAUCUUAACUGGAUUAUGAUGGUUUAUUAAGUAUAAGGGUAUCAAACUGUGUGGACAUAUUACAUAAAAUAGAUCUUGCCCAUUCAAAAGUGGUGAAUUAUUUGUGGCACAUUCACUCUUAGUAUAGUAGCAAGAUAUAAAAUAAUCAAAAUCAGAACUCCUAAACCAUAGAAAAUAAGGAAGAAUUCUUAGUAAGAAAUUAGAAUACAAAUAUCUAAACCACAA
Molecule: messenger RNA, 5493 nt
Organism: Armigeres subalbatus
Lineage: Eukaryota; Metazoa; Arthropoda; Insecta; Diptera; Culicidae
Gene: MED14
Product: mediator of RNA polymerase II transcription subunit 14
Exons: 6
Coding region: 408-5183 (1591 amino acids)
Biological process (GO): regulation of transcription by RNA polymerase II
Cellular component (GO): mediator complex; core mediator complex
Molecular function (GO): transcription coregulator activity
Source: RefSeq, a predicted model, not a curated record